Pygocentrus nattereri (red-bellied piranha) is the source of this 2582-nucleotide messenger RNA. Its product is annotated as calcium-binding mitochondrial carrier protein Aralar1. Gene Ontology annotation, biological process: L-glutamate transmembrane transport; aspartate transmembrane transport; malate-aspartate shuttle. The transcript has 18 exons. The record is from RefSeq and is a predicted model, not a curated record. Gene Ontology annotation, molecular function: calcium ion binding; L-glutamate transmembrane transporter activity; L-aspartate transmembrane transporter activity. NCBI's taxonomy places the organism in Eukaryota, Metazoa, Chordata, Actinopteri, Characiformes, Serrasalmidae. Bases 127 to 2169 code for a protein of 680 amino acids.
AAGGAAAAGAGGAGGUGUAGUAAUGGCAGGAACAGCAGUACCCGCAGUCGUAGUAGUAGUUGUCGUCAGUCUCCGACUCCCGGCGAGCUGAGCGCUUGUGCUUGUCGACGUGACGUCACUCCAAGCAUGGCGGUCAAGGUGCAGUCCACUAAACGAGCCGACCCCAAUGACCUGAAGGAAAUAUUCUUGAAGCAUGCAAGUGUGGUGGACAAGGAUGGAGAGCAUUACAUGUCUCCUCGAGAUUUUGUGCAAACUUUUCUGGGACUCCACACUCAACCCAACCACAAUCCCCAAACUGUACAACUCCUUGCUGGAGUCGCAGACACCACUAAGGAUGGACUGAUCUCUUUCCAGGAGUUUCUGGCCUUUGAAUCGGUGCUUUGUUUGCCAGAUGCCCUCUUCGUAGUUGCCUUUCAGUUAUUUGACAAGACCGGGACUGGGGACAUAUCUUUUGAAAAUGUUCGGGAUAUCUUCAGUCAGACAACAGUGCACCAUCACAUCCCCUUCAACUGGAACUGUGAAUUUAUCCACCUGCACUUUGGCCAGGACCUCAAGAAGCGCCUCAGCUACUUAGAGUUCACCCAGUUCCUGCAGGAGCUGCAGUUGGAGCAUGCCCGGCAGGCCUUUUCUCAGAAAGACAAGGGGAAGAGUGGGUUGAUCUCAGCUAUAGACUUCAGUGACAUCAUGGUCACCAUCCGCCAUCAUGUGCUCACGGCAUUUGUGGAGGAGAACCUCGUCUCAGUCGUGGGAGGAGGCACCUCACACAUGGUCAGCUUCUCUUACUUCACUGCCUUCAACUCUCUUCUCAACAAUAUGGAGCUCAUUCGAAAGAUUUACAGCACAAUGGCCGGCACACGCAAGGACAAGCUCGUCACCAAAGAGGAAUUUGUUAAUGCUGCCAAUAAGUUUGGUCAGAUCACUCCAAUGGAAGUAGACAUCCUGUACCAGCUCUCUGGCCUCCACAAUCAUUCAGGGAGACUGAAUCUGGCUGAUAUAGAGAGAAUAGCUCCUCUGGAAGAAGGGGCUCUGCCGUAUCACCUAGCCGAAGUGCAGAGACAGCACACAGACAACUUUCGACCAGUCUGGCUCCAGGCUGCUGAGUCUGCGUACCGCUUCACUUUGGGCUCCAUCGCAGGAGCCACGGGUGCCACAGCCGUUUAUCCAAUAGACCUGGUGAAGACACGCAUGCAGAACCAGAGAUCCACUGGCUCCUUAGUGGGAGAGCUCAUGUACAAGAACAGCUUCGACUGCGCUAAGAAAGUGCUACGAUAUGAGGGUUUCUUUGGCUUCUACAGAGGUCUGCUGCCACAGCUGAUCGGAGUGGCUCCUGAGAAGGCCAUCAAACUCACUAUGAAUGACUUUGUGAGGGAUAAAUUCACUGGUAAAGAUGACACCAUUCCUCUGGCUGCGGAAGUGCUGGCAGGAGGCUGUGCUGGAGCCUCUCAGGUGAUCUUCACAAAUCCUCUGGAGAUAGUGAAGAUCCGUCUGCAGGUGGCUGGUGAGAUCACCACCGGGCCACGAGUCAGCGCUCUCACAGUCAUGCGAGACCUUGGAUUCUUUGGACUCUACAAGGGAGCGAAGGCCUGCUUCCUGAGAGACAUUCCUUUCUCUGCCAUCUACUUCCCUGUGUACGCUCAUGCCAAGACAGAGGUUACUGAUGAGGAGGGCAGACUGGGGGCAAUGCAGCUGCUCUUCGCUGGAGCUAUCGCAGGUGUCCCUGCUGCCUCUCUGGUGACCCCCGCUGAUGUCAUCAAAACGCGUCUGCAGGUGGCAGCCCGUGCAGGCCAGACAACAUACAGUGGUGUGAUCGACUGCUUCAGAAAAAUUCUGAGAGAAGAGGGCUUCAAAGCAUUCUGGAAGGGAGCAGGAGCGCGUGUGUUUAGGUCCUCCCCCCAGUUUGGUGUUACACUGGUCACCUACGAGCUCCUGCAGAGGUGGUUCUACGUCGACUUUGGUGGACACCGUCCUGCAGGAUCAGAGCCAAUCCCCAAGUCUCGGAUCUCUGAGCUACCGCCACUGAGUGCAGACCAUGUUGGCGGUUACCAGCUGGCCGGCGCUACGUUUGCAGGAGUAGAAAACAAGUUUGGUUUGCACCUGCCAAAGUUCAGAUCUUCAGGUGCUGUAACCAUCAGAGCUGCUCCAAAAGAGCAGACACACCAAGCAUCAUAGAGCUCUAUUCAUCUCCAACCAGCUGUAUGAUUGACCAUCAGCUGUCUUUGUGAGGAAAAACCUGUUUCUCUCUCUACUGCCCCUCACUUCAAAGUUAAACUGUGCCAUUUAGAAGCAGGGACACCACUCCUGUGCAUUCAAACAAGGUGUUCUCCUUUCGUUCCCCCCUCCUGCAUGUAUUUAUAAUGUAUUUAUUACUUUUUUGCAUGGUUUGCACAAAUGUUACUGUACAUAUUGUACGUGUGCAAAAAUAUUUUAUGUUUGUGAUAAAUGGUGUUCCCCAAGAGCUCAGUGCAUAAUCUGAGAUCUUAUAUGAUCAAAAUAUAGUAUUGAUGCAUUAGUGAAACUGUUUCAUGUAUUGAAAUUAUAAGCUUCUACACUGCUCAAAAAAAAUAAAGGGAACACUCAAAUUA